Messenger RNA from Bactrocera neohumeralis, 4450 nucleotides. RefSeq names its product WD repeat-containing protein 26 homolog. Gene Ontology annotation, cellular component: GID complex. Gene Ontology annotation, molecular function: protein binding. NCBI's taxonomy places the organism in Eukaryota, Metazoa, Arthropoda, Insecta, Diptera, Tephritidae. The record is from RefSeq and is a predicted model, not a curated record. Gene Ontology annotation, biological process: proteasome-mediated ubiquitin-dependent protein catabolic process. Bases 712 to 2664 code for a protein of 650 amino acids. The transcript is spliced from 4 exons.
UGUCAAAUACACGACAAGAAGCAUAUGUACAUCAAAGAAAAACGUACAUUUAUUUUGUGAAGCAGGCGAUACCGCUCAGAGCAGCUGCUAAAGCAGAGGUAAGAGCACCUAAGUCGGUUGAGCAGAGAGACAAACAAUUAUAAUCUCAACGGCAGCAGUUGAAAAAGCUUGCGGACCUGAGAAUUAAAGAGAGCGUUUUAGCGCGACGAGAGUGUUUUGUUGACGUGCGUGUAAGUAAAGAGACUCAAAAUUGAUAGAAAUAACAAGAAGGCUGCUGCAACUGGUACCUCUUCCGAGGACCAGCCGCCGCGCAAAAAAGGACGACGUUCAGCAGCAGGAUCAUCGGCAGCAGCCGCAGCGGGAGCUUCGAUAACGACGACCGGAUCCGCAGCAGCAGCAGUAACUGAUACAAGUGGAAGUAGUAGUCUCAGUACGAUUGCGUCUAUUGACGCAGACACAGCGUCGACUUCACGAGCGGCACAACAGCAGCAAUCAAAUCAAAAUAUUCGUGAGAAACAAAAUAGAGGUGAACCAAAAAGUAAUAGUUGCGUAAACAUCGAAACAAGCGAGAAUUUACAAGAAAAUACAACAGUAAGCACUUCGAUUAGCAGUGAUAAUAUUGUGAGCGUCGUCAGUGGCGCAGUCGUUGACCGUAACAUUGAAGUACUUGAAAAUAAUAUUAAUAGUAAUAGUGAUAGCAUAACUACGAAUAUGCAAAAUUCAACACUGAAUCCUACAUUAUCGAGCACAUCCUCAUCUGGAUCGGGUUCGGUUGCGGGCUCCGCGUCAGUGUCCACGUCUGGUGGGCCUUCGGUUGGCACUUCAGCUGCAGCAAAUUCGGCAAAUGAUGAAGUUGGUAGUACAGUAGGGCAUAUUGGUGACUCGCUAGCUAAUUUACCUAGUUCUGUAAAUUCAUCAACGUCAACAUCAAAUGGCCACGACACAAAACACAAUGGAUUUACCGGUACCAAUGAGAGUGGCACUGUGGACCUACAAAACAAUCACGAUCAAUCAAUCGUGCCUAUAGCCAAUCAUAAUUUGCAUUUGGACAAGUCUAAUCAGGAGAUAAUACGUUUGAUUGGUCAAUAUUUGCAGGAUAUAGGAUUGGAGAAGUCGGUAAAGACCUUAAUGACAGAAUCUGGUUGUUACUUGGAACAUCCAGCUGCAUCGAAAUUUAGAGAGCAUGUCUUGUCUGGAGAGUGGAACAAAGCUGACGUUGACUUAAAGGAACUUGAACCACUCAUUGACAAUGGCAAACCAUCGACUAUCAUCGAAAUGAAAUUUUUACUAUUAGAGCAGAAGUACUUGGAAUUUUUAGAUGAUGGCUGUCCAUUGGAUGCUUUGCAUGUGCUACGCAAUGAACUUACACCGCUACAACACAACACUUCACGUGUUCACCAACUUUCCUCAUAUAUGAUGUGUUCGAAUAAUCAUGAUCUCUAUCAACGCGCCAAAUGGGAGGGCAAAGGCAUAUUAUCACGUGCUGUGGUUAUGGACCGUCUGCAGGCAUUCCUACCACCAACAGUAAUGAUGCCACCACGCCGUUUACGCCACUUACUCCAGCAGGCUGUUGAAUUGCAAUCGGAACAUUGCGAUUUUCAUGACAUGGCGUUUAAAACAAAUUUACAAAACAUCUCAUUGCUCACUGAUCACACCUGUGACACAGAUGGUUUUCCUAUGCAAACUAUACAGGUGCUCACCGAUCAUUGUGAUGAGGUUUGGUAUUGUAAAUUCUCCCCAGAUGGCCUUAAACUCGCUACAGGUAGCAAAGACUCCAGCGUUAUCAUUUGGGAUGUGGAUCCAUAUAAGUUGACACUAAAGCAUCGUCGCAUAUUGGAAGCGCAAUCCAAUAUAAGCGUAGCUUUUGUUAGCUGGAGUCCAGAUUCGAAAUUAUUAUUGGUGGGUGGACCUGAUGAUACACCCGAAAUAAGCAUAUGGAAUGUGGACGAUGGCAAAUUAAUUCUGAAAAUGUCGCAAUCAGUAGAUGAUAGCCUGUCAUGUGGUGCUUUCAGUCGUGAUGGUAGUCGCUUCGUUUGUGGCGGCCAAAAAGGGCAGUUCUACUUGUGCGAUUUGAGUGGAUCAAUUCUUAAUACUUGGGAAGGCGUACGGAUUAAUAGCGUUGCCUAUCGCGCUGAUAAUAAGACUAUAAUAGCAUCAGAUAAUCACUAUCGUAUCAGAGGCUACAACUUCGAAGACCCCGGUACAGAUUUCGAUAUUCUCAAAGAACCGCACCCGAUAAUGACAUUUACCGUAAAUUCUGCCGAUCGUCUGGCCUUGCUCAACAUUUCCAGCCAAGGACUACAUUUAUGGGAUUUGGAAGACAAGUGUUUAGUACGUCGGUUUCAGGGCAUACGUCAAAGCAAAUUCGCCAUACAUUCAUGCUUUGGUGGGGUAAAUGAAAGUUUUGUGGCGAGUGGUAGCGAAGAUAAACUGGUUUGUAUUUGGCAUAUAAAGCGCGAGGAGCCGUUGGGCAAACUGGCCGGUCAUACAAAAACAGUAAAUUGUGUCUCCUGGAAUCCUAUGUUUCCGUCCCUCUUGGCAUCAGCUAGUGACGAUGCCACCGUACGUAUUUGGGGCCCGAAAUCGCACAGUGCCAAUGCCACACCCGAAAGUGAUGACUGUUCGUCUUGUUCAUCAUCAUCGUCGUGGAAUAUGACAUCGUAAUUUAGCACACUUACGCAUAUACACACCAUAAAAGCGGUAAUCUAUAGAAAAAGCACACACUCGCUAUAGCCACUUAGAUAAAACAACUAAAAUAGCAAUACAAUAGUAAUUAAUCUAUAAAGAAGGUUAAUGGACAAAACAAAACAAAAAUUAAUUGAAAAUUAACAGGCAAGCAGCAAUUAUCAUUUAAAAAUAAAACUAUUAUAAGAAAAUAAAAUAUUUAUAUGAAAUUUAUUAAAAAACUGCAAAAGUAAAAGGGGUGCGUGAAGUGCUUGCUGCACUUUUCGAAAUUGACUUCGAAAAAAAUGCUUGGCUAAAUAUCGCCACAUUUAAUGAUUAGAUUAAACGAGUUGAUGGGGGCACGUCAGUUAAAUAAUUUCGCCAUUAGAUUUUAAGACAGGCAAAACAAGAAGAGCACAAUGUGCCCAUUGUUUCUUUUCAAAUAUUAACUUUCUAAAUGUAAGGGCCACAAAUAAAAUGCAUACAGUUAUACAAAAUGUAUGUUACAAACAAAUAAUAGCAAGAAAUAAUUAAAACGGAGAAUUCGCUACAAAAAAAUAAAUAAUUAUGAAAAAUAUAAGUAAGCCUGAAAGCAAUGAGAACUAAAAUUCAUUUAAUUGAAGGGAAAAUAAACGAAUAAAUACGAAACUAAGAAAAAAUUAUAUAUAAUAAUUAAACUGGUUUAAAAUUAAUAUAUGAAAUAAGCGUUAAUAGUAAUUAAACGAAAAUUAGUACUGCAAGGGGAUAGCACGGAUAUUUGCAGUGGCGUGCAUAAAUUGAAAUAUUUAAAACAACUCAUUUAAAUAAUCUAAUUUUUUAAACAUAACAAUGUAACCUGUUUUGAGUAUUAUGCUCAAUGUUGACAGCGAAAAACUCGAUAAACCCACACUAUCCCUUCUUAAACAGUUACUUUAAAUAUUACAGAAUUCUUUAAAGUUUAACUGUCAUUCGCGUUUAGCAAUCUUUUUAACAUGUUGAGGUUUUAUAAUUUUUUUAUAUGUGUGCGUUUUUUGUUAUUUUUUACACUCAAGCAAAUAGUAUACAUAAUAAGUAAAUAAAUAAUAAAUAUUUUUAACUUGACAAUUUAUAUGUUCUGUUUAGCAAUAAUAACAACAUAGCUCUUAAGCUAGAAUUAAUAUACGAAGUAAGAAACAAUUAAUGCGCCUUUUUUAAUUAAUUUUAAUAAUUUAAAGAUAUAUAUGUAUAUAUAAUUUUUUAAAAAUGAAGUGUACCAUGAACUUAUGUGCGCCACUAUGUUCAACUGUGCUACUUUCCCUUCUUAGUUAUUUAAAAAUUAUAUAUGAAAUAAGAACUGUUCUUAAGUGAUUACAUAAUAGUAUAUAGAACAUAUAUAGAUACAUAUAUAUAUAUAUACCGGAAGUAAAAAUAUAUUAAAAAUGGGCGGGAAAUGCUAAACAAUAUAUGCACGUAAGGCCAGCCUCCACAACUUAUUACAAAAAACAAAAAAAAAUAUCGAACAGCGUAGAUUAACAACGUGUCAAGAAUGUAAUAAAUUAUUAGCAGAGAUUUCAUGCACACAAGCAAACAAAAAAUUAAAUAUUAUAUGCAUAGUGAUAAAUCAAAAUUGACAUACAAACCUAUUAAAAUAAUAUACAAGCAGUGCAUUAAAAUGUGAAAAUUAAUGAACGAUUUAACGUAUGUACAUACAUAUGUAUGUACACUAUAUACAGACACAAACUUAUCUGUUUAUGUAGACAUAUAUAAAGAACAUUUUUAAUUACGGUAUUUAAGUGAAUGAUAAUAAAUUACGUUUAUAUAAGACAUA